Didymella exigua CBS 183.55 is the source of this 7484-nucleotide messenger RNA. RefSeq lists its product as uncharacterized. The record is from RefSeq and is a predicted model, not a curated record. The transcript has a single exon. Gene Ontology annotation, cellular component: cytoskeleton. Lineage: Eukaryota; Fungi; Ascomycota; Dothideomycetes; Pleosporales; Didymellaceae. The coding region runs from base 221 to 7480 and encodes 2419 amino acids.
GGGCUGCAUACCUUCAUCUGCACUGAGUCCGUAUCGCUGCUGCGGUCAGAGGAUGAGCUGUGUUCCUGUGCUCUCCAGACCAGUGCUCCAUACCCUCAUGCCGCUCCUUUAGCCGUGCGCAGUGGGCUUUCUUUUGUACAUAACUAUACCAGGCCUUAUUGCAUCACCGCCCAGCGACGCGUGCUUCCCGCCCGUCCCAUCUCUCAGCGCGUGGAGUUGAAUGCACGCUCGACGCACCUCAGAGUCCUCGCCUGUGCUGCCUUCAUCCCCGCCAGCUGGCGCCCAGCAUCUCGGCGAAGCUCUCGAUCCGUCUGAAGAGCGCAGCGUCGUGUCGCCCGCGCAGACGCUGUGGACUGCAUUGUCCCCAACUCUUACGCUCGCCAACUCUAGCCCCGAGCUGCCCACGCUCUCUACCCUCUCCGCCCUCGGACGCAGACCGCGCACGCCGUCCACUGUCGCGAGAAACGACCGAGACCGGCCAGACGACACCUCGUUCUACACGGCCAGCUGGGGCAGUCCUUACAGACACCCUCCCCCGGUCUUCAACCCUCAGCGCCUCACCUCGGCCACUCUCGACAGCGACGAUCUCGAAGAGGGUUCUUCCGCCCUCCAGUUCGGCCUCGAGCACCUACUGCCUCCGCGACUCGAAGUAGAAGACGACGCUCCCGGCCGAUUCAACCUCGAGCAUCUCAUCCCCCCUGUGGACCCAGACGGCUCGCCGAACCAAUUCACACUCGAGAAUCUCAUUCGAUCUCGACUCCCUCGAUCGAUAACACCGACUAGGGAAUCACAAGCGUAUUCUUUCACCCCGCGGGCUUCUGACAAGAAUCCUACCUCGGAAGAGUGGGUUCGGUCAUUCCUCGAGGAGCGUUGGAACCGAGAGAAGAACAACUGGAAGAGCGACAUCAGCAUUGAUCUCGACUCCAGUGAAGAAUCAGGUCAAGAUCACGACUUCCUCUUGCCAGGCCCGCCGAAGAGAGGACACACAGCCAACAACAAGACGCUCAACCAGCAAGACUUCUGGCGCCACAUUAGCAAAGAUCAGAAAGAAGCCCUCGGCAGGAUGAUGUCCUCAAAGUAUGCCGACGAUCCCACGUCGAAUCCUCGACAGGUCUCAGGCUCCGGUCCUGCCGCCUCACAGUUCCCUCCUCGAACAUCGAGUGUGCGCAACUUGUUUGCAUCGUCAAUCUCGCCUCGAGAUGUGACCCCUUCGCAUUCGCCGAUGCCAGUAGAACAUACACCCAACCAGCCUCCAACACCCGUCGAGCCCACAAGAACGCCGAUCCCAAGGACUCGCAAGAAGGUCAUGGUCAAGGGCAAGGGCUGCAUCAUCUCGAUACCACACGACAUCCCAAGAGGUACUCACGGGUACCCACCGAAGCCCAUGAGCCCAGCAGCCGUGCAGGCAAAGAUUGAGGAUUUGCAGCGUCUGGGCUACAACACAAGUGGUUUUGGUCACUGGAACGGCGUGGAUGCUGGAGAUCAGCAGGCGCACAACCGAGCCAUAUGGCCGACCGAAGACGAUAUGCGGGCUGAGCGCGCCAACCCAGGGUUGAGUUUCAAGGUCUACGUGCCGAAGAAGAGUGAAUGGGACAAUUACGUUAAUUCGUUGGUGGAGGCGAAGCUUGCAGCCUUGGGAGUCAGUCUGGGUGGAGAAGACGAAGCGCCAGCACCCAUGUCCCGCCAGGUGUCAGGACAGUAUCCGGGUCUGCCCUUCUCUCCACCGUUGCCAACUCCGUCUGGUGGCAGUCACCGUGGCAGACAGGGAAGUGUCGUCACUGGUCCCUUCCCAUUUGGACCAUCACCCGGCCACAUGUCUCGCCAAUCGAUCGCGUCACCAGCCGCAUUCGGAAAUGUUCGACCGAGCAUGCACAUGCACCGUCACUCGACAUUCGGUCCCGGAAGCUUUUCUCACCAUGGCAUGUCUCCGUCUGUCUCCGGCACAUGGUCUCCAGGUGGCUACUUUGGCUCUCAAGAUGGACGUGGUGGUUCGCCAGCACUGCCUGCCUUGCCACCAAGCAGAUCCGAUCUUGCUGGGAUGGUAUCAUCACCUCAUUCGCCGUUCGGCAGGCGAGCAAGCCAGCAGUUUCCUCACUCGCCGUUGGCGCAGGACGAUCUCAUGGUCCAGAUGCAAAUGCAGCAACAGCAGUUGCAGGCGCAAAUGUUCCAACAACAGCAGCAGCAGCUCAUGGGACUGCGACCUAAUUCUACACUUGCGGAGGUGCCGGAAGACGAGUCCGAGGAAGAGGUGCUGCCUCCUCUGAAGAAUGUCACCAAGCCCGCACCGGAGAUUGCUCACCCAACUCCUCGCACUCAUCGCCACAAUCUUAGUGAGAACAUGGAGCGCGAGGCUGCUGAUGCGGAGUAUCAUCUGGAAGAGGCGAUCGAUAAGCAAUUUGCUGAAGGAGGUGAUUUCAACACUGAACCUGAAGUCACUGCCCAGCGCAAUGGUGUGGCUAACAACACAUGGGAGAAGUCUCGCCCUGUCCUGCACCAGCCUCAGCCACACAACAGAGCGCAUUCGAUCACGAAGUCCCAGCAGCAGGUUCCUUUCGCUUUCCCUGCGCACCAGCCACACAACCCUCGCGAGGACAGCAACGGUGCCAGGACCAACUUGUCCGAAAACACAAAUCCAAGUCUCGAGGAUGGCGAGAUCCGCUCGAACCAGCAUUCACAGGCACCCUCGCAAGUCAGCAACCCAUGGAAAGACUCAAAAUUCGCCUACAACAGCACCACCUCUACUAUGCAUAGCAACCAUGCUUCAAAAUCAUCGCUUUCGAAGCUCAACGUGGAGGCGAAAGAAUUCAAGUUCAAUCCUGCUGCUUCGUUCAACCCGGGAUCGAGCUCCAACAGCAAGUCUAGCAUUGACGGACUGUCAAGUUUCAACGUCACAGCUCCUGCAUUCAAGCCGGAUGCUGUCGCGUUCCAGCCCACAGCACCCACUUUCAAACCUGUUGCGGAUGCGCCGGCAACCAAACCCGCGGAGCCACGAAAUGGCAUGGAAGCGCCUGAGUUCAAGCCUGCAGUUCCUGCAUUCCCCAGCAGUGGUUUCAGCUUCUCGAGUCCGCCAGCAUUCAAGCCGGAUGCUCCAGCGUUCACUCCUGGAGGUGUCUCAGCUUUUAACCCUCAGAAGGUCGAACCUGCACCCGCAAGCUUUUCCUCAAAAAUCUUCGGUGAUGUCAACAUCUCGGCCUGCGACAUCAUCAAGCCCGCUACACGAUCCAAGGCUGUCGCUAUCGUGCGACCCGAUACAGCACGAGAAUCAUCUCCGGAGACAGUCAAGGACGUUGAGGAUCGCGAAGACGCAGAAGGCCGUCCGAUGCAAGCCGAAGGACGCGAGAAACGUGCCCGCAAACUACGCAAUGACGGUGAUGAGGUCCCUAAGUUUGCGCUGCAGCCCAUACUGGCUUCGCAACCACUUGCAGAACCUUCACCAAUCUUUGACGAGGAGGACAAUCUCCAGGACGGUCCUGUUGAAGACAAGGAGAAUCGCUCACCUGACGGCAGCAAGCGCAAGCCAAAGUCGAGCAGCCCAGUGCGAGUCCAUUCCAUUGUCGAGACCAAGAAGCCAACGGAAAAGGCUGAAACCGAGCCCAUCGUUGCGCCCGACACAGCCAAACCUGUUGCUGACCCGUCCAAGAAGCAUGAGCACAAGACGAGCUCGCUGUCCGCUACUGCUCAGCCCUUCGAGUUCAAACCUCAACAUGGCAGCGCAGGUUACGAUUUCGGCUUUCAUGUUACAAAGCCCUCUGUGGUCAACGAUUUCCUGCUACAAGGUUCACCACCAAGGAACUACAGCAGGAGCCCGGCAACCACUUACCGACCUAGCGAUGAUGGCUCUUUUAAAACAGCGCUCGGACGUGUUCCGUAUGCUGAAAGCGAGAGCGUUGACUUCGAUCCCUCGUUCAAUGAUAUCGAUGCUGUCAUGAAGCAGAUGGAUGAAGGGGGCUCGGACUUCGGUGUUGAGCGCAACGACGACUCCUGGGAGCAGUCCUCUCCCCAGCGGACGCCUCAUGAGUUUGACCGCUUCAACCUACGCCCUAACGUCCACCUUCGUAGCGACGCACCCAGUCCCAGCCCCCGCAGGAUUUAUGCCAACGGGCCAGGAUCUGCGAAUUCGCUGCAGAAUCCCUUCGAUGAUGAGCGCGCUGCGCUGAUCUCCACAUCUCCUGUGCAUCGUCUCAACCACGCUGGAGAUUUGCCAGUAAGCGAUUGGGACGACAUCCUCACAGAAGGAGAAGAGCAGGUCAAGAUGCGCAGUUCGUUCUUUGACAAGCGCGUUGAUGACCUGAUGGGCCGCUUGCUGCAGAACCGCCUGGGCCCGCUGGAGCAGACCCUGCGGCACGUUCAACAUGCACUCACGACGAUGUCAUCCCGCCCAUCGCGCGGCCGUCGUAGCUUGUCUACAGCUGGGCUGGACAGCGAUGCAGACGAUGAAGAUGAUGACAUUGAUGUCGACGCGCACUACCGCAAUCGCUCUCCUAGGAAGGACAAGAGGCUGGAAAAGAUUCGUGCCGUCGUUCGCGACGCACUCGAGUCGCACCAGGCACAGACCGCAUCCAUGCCGGCUAUUGCACCCGAGCCACUGGGAGCUGAGAAGAUUCGCGAAAUCCUGGCUGACGUUCUUGUGUCACACCAGCCACCAGCUGCGCCUGUGGAGCCAGUCUCUACUGAGCAAAUUCGCGCUAUCGUCGAGGAUGCAAUUGCCUCCAACAAGCCUGCAGUACCUGAAACAGUUGUGGAGCCACUCAAGCCGGAAGACAUCAGAUCGAUGCUCACUGAGACGCUUGCGCUUUUUAGCCCUCAGCCGACCGAGCCCAUCAAGCCAGAUGAUGUCCGUUCCAUUGUGAUGGAAGCAUUCGCGACGCACGCUCCCCAACCAACACCAGCUGCGGAACCACUUUCACCAGAGGCUAUUCGCUUGAUCAUUGCCGAGACUCUUACAACGCACCAGGUUCCAGGUCCCGUUCCUUCGAUCGUUGAGCCUAUGCAGCCUGAUACAAUCCGUUCAAUCGUCACCGAAGCCCUGGCAUCUCAGAAGGCGAGCGCUUUGGAGGCACCUAUCGACAUCCCUCAACCUCAGUUUGAUAUCUCUGAGAUUUAUCAGAUGAUCGGCAGUCUUAAGGCAUCUAUUGCUCAAACUACGAGUAACCACCUACAGGCUGAUGAUGUGCGCGAGUUGGUCGACAAUGCCUUCAAGCGACAGACUAUGGAGGUCUCCAAGCGCGACGAGUCUGAAGCCAUCAUGAAGCGAGAUGCACGUAUCGCCGAACUCGAAAGCAUGGUUGAGGACAGCACCCUCCGCCACGAGGCAGAAGAGGAGGCACGCAAGCGUCUCGAGGACCGUGAGGCCGACACAGCACGUUUGCUCAAGGUCACUGAGGAGGAACUCACGCUUCUUCAGGCGGCUGCCAAGGACGAUGAGGCCAAGAUUCGCGCUUUGUUGGAGGAACGCGAUGUUCUACGACGCAACCUGAACUACCAGAUCGAAGCCGAUGAUCUUCGCGAGAAGCUCGCAGUUUCCGAGGCUGAGAACGAAGAGCUCAAGAUGAAGAACAUUGCACUCGAGACCUCGGAGGAGGAUUACAAGCAGAACUUGGAUGUUGUCACCGCUGAGAAUGAGGCACUGACAUUCACCCUGGAAGAGCACCGCAAAUCAGCAAACAAAUGGCGGGCCGAUAUCCAAGAGGCACAUCAGGAGAAUGAUAAGCUCAAGAUGACCAUCGAACAAUCUCGCUACCAGGCAGAGGAGGCUGCUCGCGUGCGUGAGUCCAUGCGUGGCAAGUUUGAGAAGCUACAGCAAGACAUGGUCCUCGCAUCCCAGCAGAUAGCUGCCGAACGCUCUCAAUGGCAGAAGAAUGAGCAAGCGCAUCUUGAAAAGUACGAAGUCCUCAGCGCCCGCAUUGAAGCCGAGGGACGAACGCGCGAGCGUCUUGAGAGGGAGCUUGAGAGGCUCGAGAUGCAGGAGGGUGAGGGUAUGAAGCUGCGUAUCCACUUCGAGCAGUCUCAAAAGCACAACGCCAGGCUUGAAGAGACUGUUGAGCAGUUGAGGAGGGAAUCCGUAGAGCACCAAAAUAACGCCCAUAGGUACGAGCGAGACAUGCGCGAGGCCAGAGAAGCGGCCCACGUUGAGAUCAGACGUACCCGUGUGCUUAUGGAGGCCGACCUUGACGCAGCCAACAAUCAAGUCAACGUCGUCCGCCACAACCUCGAGAGCGAAGUCGCUCGUGUCCGUGCUGAGCUCGACAGCGUUCGCUUGGAGGCAGAGACUGCCAGGGAGAAACAUGAGCUCGAGCUCGAGGCUGCGUCCGAUGCUACCAAACAGGCAGUUGAAGAGGCAGUCCAGAAGAGCAAGCGCACCCUUCACGAGCAACAGCAGGCCUUCGAGCGUGGCUUUGACCGCCUUAAGCAGGAGCACGCUCGUGCUCUCGAAUUCGCCAGGGAAGAUAAACAGCGCGCUGAGGCUUUCCAUGAGGAUAAGCUUGCGCUGGCUGACUCCAAGCUCGACCACUUCAAGGACAAGAUUGCGCUCCUCGAGGAGAAGCUUGUUGUUGCUAAGGAAGCUGCUAGCGCCGCUGUCGCUGCUGCCGCGAAGUCGCCCACAACGACUGGUCCUUCCACUCUUGGAAGCCACGAGAAAAUCUCCCCUCAAGCACUGCGCGAGUCCAUCUCUGUGCUGCAAGAGCAGCUCCAGGAGCGUGAGUCGCGCAUCGAGUCUCUCGAGCAACAACUGUCCGAUGUUGAUACCGAGGCUCCUUCUAAGCUUAAGGAGCGUGACACCGAGAUUACCUGGUUGCGUGAGCUACUGGGCGUUCGUGUCGACGAUAUCAACGAUCUGAUCAACGCCCUCGCGCAGCCAACGUUCGAUCGCGAGACAGUUCGUGAUGCUGCUAUCCGUAUCCGCACCAACCUGCAGAUGGAGCAGUCGGAAAAGGAGCGCCUCAUCUCAGGCGGACAGAGCAACUUCCCAACACUGGCGACUCUUUCCAACUUUGCCUCUCCCAAGGCUGUCCAGGUCGCCGCUGCCUUCGGCAAUUGGCGCAAGGGCCGACAGAACGCUGCCUCCGCCCUUGCAGGGCCAUCGGCAAGCUCAUCGCGCAACCAGACACCCUCUCGCCCUACGACGAACUCUGCUCAGUCCUUCCUCUCUGGCCUGAUGACACCUCCAACAUCCAACAUGCGUCGUACACCCGACUUCCCGUCGUCCUCAAGGCCUAAGGAUUUGCGCUCGAACUCGAUGCAGUCCACCGAUUCGCGCAGCUCGACAGCAACAGAGCAGGGCUUCCCUUCGCUCGGAAAGCGAACUGCUGCACCUAGCACACCGCCGCUUUUGCGCAAGGCAAGCUACGAUCGCGACGCCGCUGUUGAAGAUUACAGCGAUAACGGCUUCGACGACGACAGCACGGUCGAUGGAGGCGAAGUGACACCCAUCGCACUGAGCUUCGGCAACGAGCUGAGAAUACGACGCGACCGUGACUAAACAU